This is a messenger RNA of Megalops cyprinoides (Indo-Pacific tarpon), 1126 nucleotides long. Its product is annotated as V-set domain-containing T-cell activation inhibitor 1-like. The record is from RefSeq and is a predicted model, not a curated record. The transcript is spliced from 6 exons. NCBI's taxonomy places the organism in Eukaryota, Metazoa, Chordata, Actinopteri, Elopiformes, Megalopidae. The coding region runs from base 184 to 1101 and encodes 305 amino acids.
CACUGUAAGGAGGGGAACUGUGAAACAGACAUUCAACAUAGUAUAUCUGUUCACAUCAAACUACACAGGCACAGGGAUAUUGUUACAGAGCAGUAAUAAUCUGUCAUGUGAGUGUUCAUGUUAUUGUGCUGUCCUCUGUUUUGCAGUGUAACUGAGUGAGAGAGAGAAAAGCAGCAGAUCUGAAUGUCAAGCAUGAACCUUCUGAUUCUAACUCUGAUUCUGUUUCACAGCUUCAUGGUAGAGUCAGCGGUACACGUAUAUAUUUCCAAACCCAAUGUCACUGGGCCUUACUUGGAACCAGAGGGUACAGUCCUGCCCUGCCUUUUCCACUUUGACCAGAUUGUGCCACUAAAGAACAUCUGUUUGACUUGGUGGAGAAAUGACACUGGGCAGCACAGUGUUGUGUAUGACUUUGAAAAUGGCCAGCGGCAGAAGCAGAAAGAGGAUCCUGCCUACAGCAACCGCACUGAUCUGUUUUACAAACUCACAGAGGGAGAUGCUAGUUUAACGAUGCAGAAACUCACGCUGCAAGAUGCAGGAUUGUACAUCUGUGAGGUGUGGAGCUGCGGCUCUUCCCCAGGCCAAGGCAGAGUUAACCUUUCUGUGGCUGCAAGGCCCUCAACAUUGGAUUUUAUUUCCAAGGAAGACAAAACUUUGUCAUUCUCCUCUUCUGGCUGGUUCCCACGACCAUCUGUCUUAUGGACUGAUAUGAAUAACCAGACUGUGAGUGAUGUCACAAAGAUUAACAUCACCCAGGGGAAGGAUGGCCUGUACAGCAUCUACACAGUUCUGUACACAGACACUCACCGGUACUCACGCAAACUGCACCUGCGCUACAUCAACCCCUACAUUGGAAAUGAAAUCACAGAAUUCUUCCUGCAACAAGCAACAAGUUCAGCAGAUUCACAAUACAGCUUUGCUGGUGUUUUCAUUGGAGGAAUUGUAUGCAGCGCAUUCUGGAUUUUGAUCAUUUUUAUUGUUUCGGUAAUGGUAGUUAAAUAUAAUCAUCAAAGAGUCAGUGAAGAUUCACCACUUCUCCCACGCCCUAGAUCAGACAGCUGCAGUUCCUUUGAUGGGCCUAUGGCUGCCAUGCACCGGUGAGAUGGAAAUCUGUACUUUCUGGACC